Ceratina calcarata is the source of this 4753-nucleotide messenger RNA. RefSeq names its product clathrin interactor lqfR (gene lqfR). The transcript is spliced from 6 exons. Lineage: Eukaryota; Metazoa; Arthropoda; Insecta; Hymenoptera; Apidae. Gene Ontology annotation, biological process: 'de novo' cotranslational protein folding. Bases 204 to 4517 code for a protein of 1437 amino acids. Gene Ontology annotation, cellular component: cytosol. The record is from RefSeq and is a predicted model, not a curated record. Gene Ontology annotation, molecular function: Hsp90 protein binding; telomeric repeat DNA binding.
GCGUGUAGUAGUUAAAUGGAACGUGGAAGGGAUAACAUGGCCACCGCCUGGUGACGUUCGUUAGCCAUCACCGUCGCGAGUCGCGAGUCCGCGAUAUCAAAUGGUACCGAAAAACAGCUGGUGAACAAAAAUCAUCGGAAGUUGGAUAAUUUUCGGGCGCGGGGUACGCGUAUAUCGAUAUUCAACGUACAGUGCGAGAUACGAUGAUGAACAUGUGGAAGGUGCGAGAGCUGAUGGACAAGGCGACCAAUGUAGUUAUGAACUACACGGAAACAGAAGCCAAAGUCCGGGAGGCAACAAACGACGAUGCCUGGGGCCCAACUGGGGCGAUGAUGCAAGAACUGGCUCAGGCUACAUUCACGUACGAGCAAUUUCCCGAGGUAAUGUCCAUGUUGUGGAAAAGGAUGUUGCAAGAAAAUAAACGGAACUGGCGUCGAACUUAUAAGUCUCUUCUACUGUUAAAUUAUCUAGUUCGCAAUGGUUCGGAACGAGUGGUCACGUCGUCUAGGGAACACAUUUACGACCUUCGGUCGUUAGAAAAUUACACCUGCAUCGACGAAUUUGGAAAGGAUCAAGGAAUAAAUAUCAGGCACAAAGUACGAGAGUUGAUCGAUUUCAUACAAGACGAUGACAAGUUACGAGAUGAAAGGAAGAAGGCUAAGAAGAAUAAAGAUAAAUACGUGGGCUUGUCGAGCGAAGCGAUGGGCAUGAGAUUCGGUGGCGGAGACAGGUGGUCGGAGAGGCUGAAAUGGGACAAGAAUAAUCCAAGUAACGCGGACAAUUACAACGAAUGGGAUCGGGAGAGUAGAGGGAAAGGUUUCGAGGAUACGAAUAAUAGCGACGACGGCGAGAGAGAAGAUUCCGAUAACGAUGUUCAUCCGAGUCCGAGGAGAGGAGGCAGGGAAUACAGAGAUACAAUGGAGAGUAUAGAUCGAGUCAAUAAAACUACCACGCCUACAGCUUGCACAAAUCCAUCGCCGGCGCGGACGACUAGGACAAUUAAGAAGGUAGAUUUAGGAGCCGCUGCCAAUUAUGGAAGAGAACAGAUGAACAACGGUGUAACUGCAUCGCAAACUAACGUCGUGUCCGAAAAUAAGAUGAAUAAAAACGACAUUUUGCACGACAUUUUCGAUUCUCAAAACGAAAAUAACGCGAAAUCCAUCGUCGACGAGGACGACGAUUUCAAUCCAAGAGCGAAUACUCAACCUAACGUGCAAACUCAAAUCGCCAACACUGAAUUCGGGGAUUUCACUAGCGCGUUCGGCAGUUCUACCGUGAAAACGAAGAACAGCAACGACGAGUUCGCCGAUUUCACGUCUGCGUUCAAUUCCUCGGUGACGAUAUCUAAUCCUCCAACGGUGCAGCCGCAACUGCCGCAAGCGCAAAUUAAUUUAAUGGGAGCGACAAUACCAAAUGUUAAUAAUUCCAUGCAGGAUAUUGUAAAUAAUAGCCAAACGGUGAACUCGCCUUCCUUCGCACCAAUCGCCCAUUUGAAUACACAGAAUUCGAACGUGGGUGGAAAUCUGUUCGACACUUUCCAAUCGCAACCGCUUUCGAACCAGCAGGUGUUAAACAACAACAUAGCUCCUUCGAACACGGACCUUCUAUCAGACUUAGAUAGCUUAAAUGCGGAGAGGCGAAUAAGCAAUACCAACAAUUCUAAUCUAUUUAUGAACAUGAGUUCAAUGCCUGCGGCGACUAGCCCUGGAGCAACCAAGAUGGAAACUUCAGCUGAAAAUCUUUCGAAACGUACCGCAACACGAGUCUUGGAAGAAUUGUGUUCGAUGGGUUCUAUCAAAAGUCAGGGUAGUUUGGAAAAGCUGAAAUCGUGUAUCUCCGAAUAUGCCGAAUUUUUACCCGGCCCGGUUACACCGCAGAAAUUCUGCGGCCUCGAUUUCGACACGGAAAUCGAUCCUCUAUUGCAUGGGAAAAUUUUAGAAGAAGUUAUCGAUAAGUUCGAACAUAAUUGGCCGUUAAGAGAAGGCCGUUUAGAUAAGACAAUCAGAGACUUGAUGAUUAUCGACGGUGCCACUUUACCAAUAUUAGCCGAGACUUUAAUCGCCUUGUCCUUCGCUCUGAAGGAAACUGACGACGAGACAAAAAUUCUUUCCAUUUCAAUGAUUUUGCAGGAGUUGAUGAAAAGCGAUUCUUUGUUCGCCGCAAUAACAGACGCCUGUAAACAUCGGACUCGGAAUACCAUCGAAAACGAAGAAUUCAACGAAGUCACGCGAGACACGAUACAAAAUUUAGUCUCGUUACCGAAUCGAGUAGCGAAUAAAUUAAAAAGCAAAACGUUCGAUUGUUUCCUACCUCGAACGUAUUUCAAAAUGAUAAGUUUUCACGUUGCUCGAGCGAUAUCUUUCCUCAACACCAGUUCUCGUUACGGCGUUAAAAUAGAAUUAAAAUUCCUAUCGACUCUAAUUAGUAAAUUGAUGAAAAUUACAAAUUCAGAGAAUUUUCUACCUUUUGCUAAUAUUCUUGGGGAAUGGGCGUCGGAGAAUAAAAAUAAUGAAAGAGAAUUAAUUCAGAAUAUACUUAAAGCGCUGGACACGCCGAGCAUAGAACCGAUAGCUGUACUAUUUCUUAAACAUCAAAACGUGAAUUCUACAAUUCACCCAAUUCUUGGCGACGCGAUCUCAAAUUCAAAUUGGGAAUACACAUUGACUACGAAAAUUCCUCUAAUGUGUUAUUACAACGACGAUAAUGUAGUAAUAAAUUUGGUCUCAUAUUUGGAACAGUUUUUACCAGAGAAUCGAAUUCUGAUCGAAUUGCUAGUAAAACUUUUACAUGUUUGGAGUGAUAAAAGUGCUUUAAAUCAUACCGGAGUGGAACAACAUAAAUAUGUGACGAAAUUGAUAAUUCUUAGUCUAAGAAGAUCAAGAAUUCACUUGAACAAAGGUGAGAAGGAUAAUAUUCAAAGAUUAGUAUUCUCCGGUGUGUUUACUCAUUUAGAAUCUACGCAUAUCAUUUUAAGAGCGAUAGGAAUGUGCGUCGGCGAAAUUUCUACGGAAACGUCUGAACCGGAUGCGCCAAAAUUGUCCUUCGAAUACGACGGUAUGCCCAACGACGUACAAGAUUUAGUCCACUGUUUGAAAGGUUUCGAUUUAUCAAAUAGGAAGGCAGAAUCGGAGAAAGAAGAGGGUGAAGAAUUAAUUAUAGGAAAUAUUGAGUUCAAUUCGCUGGCCGAUAAGAAACUCUACGAACUGGGCGUCGAAUGCAACAUUUUACAAGAAAUAAACUUGGAGGUAAAUGAUGAUAAAAACGAGAGAAUUUCAGGAGUCGCCGAUUCGGAUAAAUUAAUCACUCGAGAUAAACAGAUGUCGAGAGAUAACGUCGGUGGGAAUGAGAGUGGCUCGGAAUUGGACAGUGACGAUGAUUUGGAACCGUACGAUAUGUCUCACGACACGAAGGAAAACGAGAAAUACCGACCGUCCUAUCUGCGAGAUUUCCGCGACAAUUUGGUAAACGAAAAUACUUGCACGGAUCCGAAUAUCUUCUCGGAGUCGUUGAAGGCCUCCGAGCAGCUGAUAUUAUCUCAAUUACCCAGCGACGAUGUGUCGUUCGCUGUUGAAUUAUUAGAGAUUCUUAUUACUCUCAGGGAAACUUGUUACGUGGAGAAUUUCGAUGAAUUAAAAUUCAGAUCUUGCGUGGCCAUAACGACGAUUUACCCCAAAGAAUGCGUCGAGUUUUUAUGCAAACAGUUCUACUUGGAAAUCGAUAAAUAUUCCGUGGGCGAGAGAUCAUUCUUUCUCGACGUGUUAGCGGAGUCUGCGAGAAGAUUGUCGUCUAUCCCGGUUCGUCAAGAUAAGCGAGAUGUUGUCGAGGUGGCGAGGACUGAUCAUAGGAAGAGAGCAGCUACGGGCAAAGUAUCGCUUUUCAUCGACACUGAUAACACGAAACGGUACACGGUUCUAAAUACCGAUGAUGUUUAUGAUUUCGAAGCACCGGUCAAUGAUCAGGUCGAAGAUUGGCGUGAAAUCGUCGAUAAGAGGAUCGAGUCGAAUACGAGAAGGUUUGCGCAUAGUACGAAGCUUCCUAAAACGUACGAGAAUAAAUUCGCCAAUUUUGCAACCUCGUUUUUCUAUCCGUUGCUGUAUGGUUUUGGUAAACAGGGCACUUGUUUGUAUAGCGGGUUACAAGUUUACACGGAUCAACAGAACAUUUUACUGAUUCGAUUUUUGAAAACCGUGUCCACUAUAAUGGUAGCGGCUGAGAAUUGCGUGUCCGUUUCGAAAAUGGGCAAAGAAGUAUUGGAGAUGUUAUGGGCUUUGAGGUAUCACGACGAGGCAAAAGUUAGGAUGGCGGUGAUAGAAAAUGUUGCAGCCGUGCUAGUCGCGGUGCCUAACGAUUCUAUUAAAAGCGAGCUAUUCGAAUCUAUUAUCGAAAUAAGAUUGUGGCUGUUAGGUUUGUUUCAAAAUGUAAUCACCGGGGAUCAAGACAAAGAGUGUAGAAAUCUAGCUGCUAAAGUGGUGUCUCUAAUCGAUUCCAUUAUAGGCUCGUUAGUGUUCGAUACAUAAUUACCAACAGAAUGUUGACAAAGCGAUCAUUUUUCCAUUACGGAGACGUGCCAGUCUAAAUGCUUUUAAUUGUGUAGGACUUUAUACCUUUUCGUAGAGUUUUAAUUCAUUCGUUGCCUACUGAAAGUACAAUUUUUGUUACAUGUAUCAUUUAUCAAAUUUAAGUACUACAAGCAUAUUUCAUACGUCAAAUAAACAGAAGUUAAAACAUAAUUCAAUGAUAGCUUCUAAUUUUA